This is a messenger RNA of Neohortaea acidophila, 2262 nucleotides long. Its product is annotated as P-loop containing nucleoside triphosphate hydrolase protein. The record is from RefSeq and is a predicted model, not a curated record. Gene Ontology annotation, cellular component: Golgi stack. Bases 1 to 2262 code for a protein of 753 amino acids. Gene Ontology annotation, molecular function: ATP binding; ATP hydrolysis activity. NCBI's taxonomy places the organism in Eukaryota, Fungi, Ascomycota, Dothideomycetes, Mycosphaerellales, Teratosphaeriaceae. The transcript has a single exon. Gene Ontology annotation, biological process: SNARE complex disassembly; intra-Golgi vesicle-mediated transport; Golgi to plasma membrane protein transport.
AUGAAAGGCUACAGCAACGGCAGUCCCGCCCAAAAUCCUCGGACGCUCCAGCUGAGACCAGCCAAAAGCCCGCACGAGAGUUUCACAUUCGGCAACCUUUGCGCCGUCAAUUCUGCCGAUAUCCCGCCCGCCCAGGAAGGCCACGACAUACAUCUUCUGAUCAACGGUAGCUUUGUGCUUUCUGCUCGGCCCAUACCCUCCUUUCCUCGCGGACAGAUCAGUCUCAACGACGCGCAGAGGACAUGGCUGCAAGUGGCGAUGACCGAUGUGGUCGAAGUGCAACAGUACGAUCCCUUCAGCGCGGGCCCGCAGAGCUACUUGGGCAGCAUGGACAUCGAAGUCGGCUUUGCUGGAAGAAAGAGCACAGAUGUUCCAUACGAUCAAGAUGAGCUGGCGCAGGCAUUCAUUCGGGUCUUCAGACAUCAGAUCUUUGCGCCGGGGCAGCAGCUGCUCAUGGACUUCAAAGGCAUACCCCUUCGUAUGACCGUGCGCACUGUCGAGCUGGUCGACAUCUCGUCUCUGACGUCCACCGGGGGCGCACAUCAAAUGACGAGCCCGCAGUCACGAGGCAUCCUCACGCCGGAGACUGCAAUCAACUACUACAAAGACGCCAAAUCGCCCAUCGCUUUGCUAGGCUCGAUGCGCCGUCCUGCUGCCAACUCUGUGAUCCGACCUGACUUCAAGUUCGAAGACAUGGGGAUUGGUGGGCUGGACAAGGAGUUUAGCGAUAUCUUCAGACGUGCCUUUGCCUCUCGUAUCGUGCCCCCGGGUUUGGCCGAGAAGAUUGGGAUUCAGCAUGUUCGAGGAAUAUUACUCUUUGGACCUCCUGGAACGGGAAAGACACUUAUUGCUCGACAAAUCGGCAAGAUGUUAAACGCUCGGGAGCCCAAAGUUAUCAACGGUCCGGAAGUGCUGAACAAGUACGUCGGACAGUCCGAGGAGAACAUUCGCAAGAUGUUUGCGGAUGCAGAGAAGGAGCAGAAGGAAAGAGGUGACGAAUCCGACCUGCACAUCAUCAUCUUCGAUGAACUAGACGCAGUCUGUAAACAGCGAGGAAGCACUGGAGGUGGUACCGGCGUCGGCGACAGUGUUGUCAACCAGCUGCUCUCUAAGCUGGACGGUGUGGAACAGCUUAACAACAUCCUUCUCAUCGGAAUGACCAACCGAAAGGACAUGAUUGAUGAAGCACUCCUUCGUCCUGGCCGAUUGGAAGUCCAUAUGGAGAUUAGUCUUCCAGAUGAACACGGCCGUCAGCAGAUCCUCAAGAUUCACACCAACAAAAUGCGGACAAAUGGAACGAUGGCCCCGGAUGUUGACCUACCAGAACUCGCGCGUCUCACUCGAAACUUUUCAGGUGCUGAGAUCCAGGGUUUGGUGAAGGAUGCCAGCAGCUGGGCUCUGCAACGGCACAUCAAGGCUGGCACCAUGGCUGCGUUGUCUGACGAUGUGGUGAACAUGAAGAUCAGGAUGGAAGACUUUAUGCGCGCUCUGGACGAGGUACACCCAUUGUUCGGAGCCAAUGAUGAGGACCUGGAGCGCAGUUUCGAGGAUGGCAUCAUCAAGUUCAGCCCGUACAUUGACAAGAUCCUGAAGAACGGACGGGAGUGUGUCAACCAAGUCCGCAGCGGCGAGACACCGCUCCUGACCGUGCUUCUCCACGGACCCGAGGAGUCCGGAAAGACGGCGCUUGUGGCGAAGAUUGCUACUGACUCGGAGUACCCCUUCAUCCGCAUGAUCAAGCCGGUCGACCUGAACGGAAUGAACGAGAUCGAAAAGAUCCGACACCUGACCAAGAUCUUCACCGACGCUUACAAGUCCCCCUUGAGCAUCAUCGUGCUAGACAACAUCGAACUCUUCGUCGACUGGGUGCCUCUAGGACCGAGAUUCAGUUCGGCCGUGCUCGGCGCCAUCAAGGGGCUGUUGCGGAACAAGGGGCCUAAAGGCCGGCCUCUCCUGAUCUUCGCCACGACCACCGAACGCUCCGCUCUCGCACAGAUGCAACUGCGUUUCGACUACGAGAUCCCUGUACCGAAUGUGCAGACCCAACAGGAGCUGGGCAACAUCAUGCAGGAGAGCGGGGAGUUUGGACCGGAGGACAUACAACGGGCGCUGGGUGAGAUUCAUGAGACGACGCAGAGGCAGGAGAUUGGAGUCGGGGUUGCGCGGGUAUUGCGUGCGAUCAAGACCGCUAAACAGGAUCCUGACCGGGUGGGACGAUUUGCGGAGCUGAUUUCGGAGUCUGUCGCAUAUUCUCCAUCAUAG